GAACUGCGCAAUGUCAUUGACAAGCUGGCUCAGUUUGUGGCCCGGAACGGCCCUGAGUUCGAGAAGAUGACGAUGGAGAAGCAGAAGGAGAACCCCAAGUUUUCGUUCCUCUUUGGGGGUGACUUCUAUGGCUAUUACAAAUACAAGCUGGCCCUGGAGCAACAACAGUUGCUGUGCAAGCAGAGCCAGGACAUAGAGCCUGCCCCACAGAUCCAGGCGCUGCCCCAGCCGUCCUUGCCCCCUGCGGCAGCUCCCCUCCCCGCGUCUCAAGGGGCUCCCUCUAUGGAAGAGCUCAUCCAGCAGAGCCAGUGGAAUCUGCAGCAGCAGGAACAGCACCUCCUGGCCCUGAGACAGGAGCAAAUCACCUCUGCAAUCACUGUGGCUCUUGAACAGCAAAUGCAGAAAGUUUUGGAGGAAACCCAGCUGGACAUGAAUGAAUUUGACAACUUGCUGCAGCCGAUUAUCGACACGUGCACAAAAGAUGCCAUCUCGGCUGGCAAGAACUGGAUGUUCAGCAAUGCAAAGUCUCCCCAGCACUGCGAGCUGAUGGCGGGGCAUCUGCGCAACCGCAUCACCGCCGACGGAGCGCAUUUUGAGCUCCGGCUGCACUUGAUCUACCUGAUUAAUGACGUGCUGCAUCACUGCCAGCGGAAGCAGCAGCGAGACCUGCUGGCGGCCCUGCAGAAGGUGGUUGUGCCCCUUUACUGCACCAGCUUCCUGGCCGUGGAGGAGGACAAGCAGCAGAAGAUUGCCCGGCUCCUUCAGCUGUGGGAGAAGAAUGGCUAUUUUGACGAGUCCAUCAUCCAGCAGCUGCAGAGCCCGGCCCUGGGCCUCGGCCAGUACCAGGCCACCCUCAUCACGGAGUACAGCAGUGUGGUGCAGCCGGUCCAGCUGGCCUUCCAGCAGCAGAUGCAGACCCUGAAGAGCCAGCACGAGGACUUCGUCAGCAGCCUGACCCAGCAGCAGCAGCAGCUGCAAAUCCCCCCCCUGGAAAGUGAGGUGAAAGCGGCCCCUCCUGCCCCAGCGGCCGCUCCAGCCCCUGCGCCUCCUCCCGCAGCGGCCAUCUCACAAGCAGACGACGGGAAGGCUGCCCUGCCACUCGCGGGCUCCGGCGACUACGAGGCAUCCGCAGCAGGGGCCGGGGCCCCAGAUCCUGCUGCUCCGGGGCCUCGUGGGCCCGGCGCUCACGAGCACAUCCCUCCCAAUAAGCCGCCCUGGUUUGACCAGCCCCACCCCGUGGCCCCGUGGGGACAGCAGCAGCCCCCGGACCAGCCGCCGUUCGCCCACCACCAGGGCCCUCCGCACUGCCCCCCCUGGAACAGCAACCACGAAGGGAUGUGGAACGAGCAGAGGGAGCCCGGGUGGAACAAUCAGCGUGAAACCCCCUGGAACAACCAGCCGGACCCUUCCUGGAACAACCAGUUCGAGGCGCCGUGGAACAACCAGCACGAGCAGCCCCCAUGGGGCGGGGGCCAGAGGGAGCCCCCCUUCCGCAUGCAGCGCCCCCCUCACUUCCGGGGGCCUUUCCCUCCUCACCAGCAGCACCCCCAGUUCAACCAGCCGCCACACCCCCCACACAACUUCAACCGCUUCCCCCCUCGCUUCAUGCAAGAUGACUUCCCCCCUCGGCACCCCUUUGAGAGGCCCCCCUAUCCCCACCGGUUUGACUACCCCCAGGGGGAUUUCCCUCAGGAGAUCGGGCCCCCACAUCAUCACCCUGGACACCGUAUGCCGCACCCUGGGAUCAGCGAGCACCCUCCCUGGGGUGGGCCGCAGCACCCAGACUUCGGGCCGCCUCCCCACGGAUUUAACGGGCAGCCCCCUCACAUGCGCAGGCAGGGCCCCCCUCACGUCAACCACGACGACCCCAGCCUGGUGCCAAACGUCCCUUACUUCGACCUCCCCGCUGGCCUCAUGGCUCCCCUUGUCAAACUGGAAGACCACGAGUACAAGCCCUUGGAUCCCAAGGACAUUCGCCUGCCCCCACCCAUGCCCCCCAGCGAGAGGCUGCUGGCUGCGGUGGAGGCCUUUUACAGCCCUCCCUCCCACGACAGGCCCAGAAACAGUGAGGGAUGGGAGCAGAAUGGGCUGUACGAGUUCUUCAGAGCCAAAAUGCGUGCCCGGCGGCGGAAGGGACAAGAAAAGAGGAACAGUGGUCCGUCACGCUCUCGCAGCCGAUCUAAGAGCAGGGGCCGCUCCUCUUCCCGCUCCAAUUCGAGGUCUUCAAAGUCAUCAGGCUCGUACUCCAGGUCUCGGUCCAGAUCCUGCUCUCGGUCCAGAUCCUACUCCCGAUCGCAGUCCAGGAGCCGGAGCCGAUCCCACUCUUCUCGAAGCCGCUCGCGGUCUAGGUCCCGAUCCAAAUCCUACUCCCCUGGAAGGCGGCACCGAUCCCGAUCUCGCAGCCAAACUCCUCCCUCUGCAGCCGGACUGGGCUCCAGCUCUGGGAGUCACGUCUCUGAUUCCAGACUGGGAGAGGAAAAUAAAGGGCACCAGAUGCUCGUGAAGAUGGGCUGGAGCGGAUCUGGGGGCUUGGGGGCCAAGGAGCAGGGGAUCCAGGACCCCAUUAAAGGAGGGGACAUCAGAGACAAGUGGGAUCAGUACAAGGGUGUCGGAGUGGCCCUGGAUGAUCCCUACGAAAACUACCGGAGGAACAAGAGCUACUCCUUCAUUGCUCGCAUGAAGGCCAGAGAUGAAAUUCACACGAAGCUUGCUCCAGGGCCGGAGGUGGACGGACGCUUGUGA
This is a messenger RNA of Euleptes europaea (tarantolino), 2742 nucleotides long. It is a transcript of the gene CHERP, whose product is annotated as calcium homeostasis endoplasmic reticulum protein. Gene Ontology annotation, molecular function: RNA binding. Bases 67 to 2742 code for a protein of 891 amino acids. NCBI's taxonomy places the organism in Eukaryota, Metazoa, Chordata, Lepidosauria, Squamata, Sphaerodactylidae. Gene Ontology annotation, cellular component: perinuclear region of cytoplasm. Gene Ontology annotation, biological process: RNA processing; intracellular calcium ion homeostasis. The transcript is spliced from 17 exons. The record is from RefSeq and is a predicted model, not a curated record.